UUUCAUUCGACGCUCGAUGCGCUUCAACCAGUUUACGCUUCCAGCAACGGACCUUCCCGCGUCCAUUGCGUUUUACUCGCGUCUUGGCUGCUCGCCGAUCGUCGUCACGGAAACGUACGCGCGCUUCGAAGACGGCGCGGGUGGCAGCACGUUCUCGCUUGAAAAAGUGGACCAAGAGGUCCCCAAAAUGCCCGGGCAUCACGCCAUGACCAUGUACUUUGAAGUUGACGACGUGGAUGCGACUGUCGCAGCGCUCUCGGCGCAGGGCGUUGUGUUUGACGAGCUCCCGGAAGACAAGUCGUGGCUCUGGCGCGAGAGUCGCCUUCGCGACCCUGCAGGCAACCGCGUGUGCUUGUACUAUGCUGGCAACCAGCGCCGCUUCCCGCCGUGGCGCGUUGACGGCCGCACAGCUCCGUAAUCGACCCUUUCAACACGCGUCUAUUUUUAGCGCUUCGA
Messenger RNA from Saprolegnia diclina VS20, 456 nucleotides. Its product is annotated as hydroxymethylpyrimidine/phosphomethylpyrimidine kinase. Bases 17 to 418 code for a protein of 133 amino acids. Lineage: Eukaryota; Oomycota; Saprolegniomycetes; Saprolegniales; Saprolegniaceae. The transcript has a single exon. The record is from RefSeq and is a predicted model, not a curated record.